CUCACACACCACCAUAAAGCAUUCUUGAUUUCCAUCUUCUUUGCUCCGGAAAAAAAUGUCAGACAUCCCCUCCGACCUCCAUCAUGAAAUACUCCAGCGAAUCCCCGCCGAUUCUCUCCUCCGCUUUCGUGCCGUCUGCAAGGGGUGGCGCCGCCUCAUCGACGACCCAUCCUUCGUCAGAACCCACGCCGCCAAUCAAACUUCCUCCACCACCCUCCUCAUCAGAAACUCAACCGCCACUCGGUUGUGUUCCUUAAAUCUGGAUUCCCUAAACUACGACGAAGCCCACCAGGUGAUCGACGUAAUGCCCGUGAAGGCUCUCUUCCGCGUAGGCCUGCCUCGUUCACCUGUUCUGCCGGUAGCCUGUUGCAACGGCCUGAUUCUCCAUUCCCAAUACGAGAAUGAAAAGACUUGGGUUAUAUGGAACACCUUAACCAGAGAGUUCCACGAGUUGCCCCAGUUCAAUACCGAGUUCGACGAUGCCGAUUCGUGCUUCAGAGGUGGUGGGAUCGGGUACGAUUCCGCUUCCGACGACUACAAAGUUGUGAGGAUAGAUUCACUGGACUACGACAGUGAUAGUAGAACUGUAUACCAAACUAGUUUUUAUAGUCUAAAAAUGGAUUCUUGGACGAUGACUAAGGAUUGCCCUUACGACUUUUCGUGGAUGAGGCAGCUUACCGGGGUUUUCCUCGACGGCGCAUUGCACUGGAUAUUACCGAACAUGAUAGUUGCGGUUGUUCUCGAAACUGAAGAUUACAGAGAACUGCCUCUGCCCGCGAAUUCCGUGGAACUUUACAAAAUGCAUCUAGAUGUGCUGGAUGGAUGCUUGGUUGUGAGUUACUUCUACCCGAUGGAUCGAUUGGAUGGAUGGGUGAUGAAAGAUUGUGGAGUGGAGAAAUCGUGGGUGAAGUUGUUUUCGUUUAGGGAAGUGGGAGAUGUUGUUGGAGUUCUGUGGUGCCUCAGGCCUAUUGCUUAUAUCAAGAGCAAAGGGCACGUUUUUCUGCAGCAUGGUUAUCGUUCGUGGGCUCCCGCGUAA
Molecule: messenger RNA, 1036 nt
Organism: Erythranthe guttata (spotted monkey flower)
Lineage: Eukaryota; Viridiplantae; Streptophyta; Magnoliopsida; Lamiales; Phrymaceae
Source: RefSeq, a predicted model, not a curated record